This is a messenger RNA of Budorcas taxicolor (takin), 816 nucleotides long. RefSeq names its product glutathione S-transferase P. Gene Ontology annotation, molecular function: glutathione transferase activity. Gene Ontology annotation, cellular component: cytosol. Gene Ontology annotation, biological process: glutathione metabolic process. The transcript has 7 exons. The record is from RefSeq and is a predicted model, not a curated record. Bases 105 to 737 code for a protein of 210 amino acids. Lineage: Eukaryota; Metazoa; Chordata; Mammalia; Artiodactyla; Bovidae.
GGCGGGGCGGGGCGCGCCCACCGCUAUAAGGCUCAGGCAGCCGCCGAGCGCGAUGGAAUUUUACCGCCGCCGCCGCCACAUUUACCGACUUCCCCGUCGCCAGGAUGCCGCCCUAUACCAUCGUCUACUUCCCGGUUCAAGGGCGCUGCGAAGCCAUGCGCAUGCUGCUGGCCGACCAGGACCAGAGCUGGAAGGAGGAGGUGGUAGCCAUGCAGAGCUGGCUGCAGGGCCCACUCAAGGCCUCCUGUCUGUACGGGCAGCUCCCCAAGUUCCAGGACGGAGACCUCACGCUGUACCAGUCCAAUGCCAUCCUGCGACACCUGGGCCGCACCCUGGGCCUGUAUGGGAAGGACCAGCGGGAGGCAGCCCUGGUGGACAUGGUGAAUGACGGCGUAGAGGACCUUCGCUGCAAAUACGUCUCCCUCAUUUACACCAACUACGAGGCGGGCAAGGAGGACUAUGUAAAGGCACUGCCCCAGCACCUGAAGCCUUUCGAGACCCUGCUGUCUCAGAACAAGGGUGGCCAGGCCUUCAUUGUGGGUGACCAGAUCUCCUUUGCGGACUACAACCUGCUGGACCUGCUUCGGAUUCACCAGGUCCUGGCCCCCAGCUGUCUGGACUCCUUCCCCCUGCUCUCGGCCUACGUGGCCCGCCUCAACUCCCGGCCCAAGCUCAAGGCCUUCCUGGCCUCCCCAGAGCACGUGAACCGGCCCAUCAAUGGCAACGGGAAACAGUGAGGGCUUGCGGCACUCUCCCCCGAGGCAGGGGGCUGCCUGCUUCCCUUUCCCCAGGACCAAUAAAACUUCCAACAGAGAA